Messenger RNA from Aspergillus nomiae NRRL 13137, 2028 nucleotides. RefSeq names its product putative protein-tyrosine phosphatase (gene dspD). Bases 1 to 2028 code for a protein of 675 amino acids. Gene Ontology annotation, biological process: negative regulation of MAPK cascade; protein dephosphorylation. Gene Ontology annotation, cellular component: nucleus; cytosol; cytoplasm. Lineage: Eukaryota; Fungi; Ascomycota; Eurotiomycetes; Eurotiales; Aspergillaceae. The transcript has 2 exons. The record is from RefSeq and is a predicted model, not a curated record. Gene Ontology annotation, molecular function: protein tyrosine/threonine phosphatase activity; MAP kinase tyrosine/serine/threonine phosphatase activity.
AUGCCCGUUCAGACUAGUCCACCGUCAGUACCGGAUUCAUUCCCAUCCUUUAUGUCAGUGUUUGGUGGGAGACCACUUAGCAUUGCCGACAGAGAGGAGCAGACGACAGGAAUAAACCCUCUCGACGUGCCCACUAAUGUCACCGUUAACACGUCGCGACGCCCUCUACCUUUUAAGCACCGUGAGAGCAUCUCGUCGAUGACAUCAGCGUCUACUGAUUCGUCGCCGACCACCACCAUUUCCACCUUCGAUUCGCCUUCUGGCCCAGAGACAUCUCCCAGCUCUUCCCCGGAAUCUCCGACGUCCAUGCCACUGUCGUAUACCAAAUUCAUGCCACCCCCGCGCAAUGUCGAGAGCCACUCGCUCUCGACAGCCCAUAACAACCUUUCCAAAUUGUCGUCCGACACACCGAAUCCCGUGCGCCCAGACUCUCCUGGCAGGCGGGCACGAAACCUGAAAAAUUUAUCCUUGAGAAUGCCUCCACCCUCGCAGUCUUCCCGGCCGCCAAUCGCGACAGCAUCCAUUGUUGAAACAACCUCUCAACAUCAUCUGUCCGCGCCACCAUCGCCGGUACACAUCCCUCCCAAAAGCACACGCCGAAAACCGGCAAAUCUCACCAUUCGGACUCCCGGCUUUGAUAGAUCGUUUUCUAGCAAUAUCUCUGAAGUUCCUCCUACCCCACUCGGCCGGCAACCUCGACGGCCAUCGGCUUCGGAGGAUAACCCGUCACCUUUGCAGCCAGUCCCCGAUGAAAACUCAGUUUCUGGCAGUGUGCUCCAUGAAUUGGAUGAGGAGGAUGAUCACCUAGACUCGAGAGAGUCCACUAGACGCAAUGAGCGGGGCUACCCGAAUGGGCCUAUCCAAAUCUACGACUCCGGAGUCUACUUGUACUUGGAACCGACAGUACAAGAAGCGUCGCAGUUUGAUGUUGUCGUCAACGUGGCCAAGGAAGUAGUAAAUCCAUUCACCAACACAAACACCAACAACGGAUCUGUCAUGAGUGUCCUUCGGAAUGCGUCUACAAAUCCCAAGGCGGUGCCGACCGAAGUUCCAGAAACAGCCAUGUCAGACAUUUCCUUUAAGUCCGCCUUUGAGUACCCCCCGAAUGAGUCACUGCCUCCCACACCUCGCAACGACGCAUCCAAGCCCGAAUACAUCCAUGUGGGCUGGGACCACAACUCAGAAAUACUCGAAGAUCUCUACCCCCUCUGCGAGCUCAUCGAUUCGCGCAUUUCACAGGGGAAAAAGGUCCUUGUUCACUGUCAGCUGGGUGCCAGCCGAUCCGCUUCGCUGGUCAUCGCAUAUGGUUUAUACAAAAACCGGCAUCUGGAUUUCAACUCCAUGUACGAGAUUGUCAAGGGGAGGAGUCAAUGGGUGGGCCCUAAUAUGAGCCUUAUCUACCAAUUGACGGAUUUCCGUUCGCGGUUGCUCCAGGGUGGCCCUUCAAAACCGGCGCCUGAGGAGUGGUUUGCGGAAGGACUUCGGAGGGGCUCUGAACCGCAACCCUCUCGAACGGAGGCGAUGAGCCAGCCCGAAAUCGUGACUCCAGCUCUACCGGCUUCAUGCGCUGGUUUGUCGCAGUCUUCGACGAGCUCACUCUCGGUGCCUUCGACAAACCAGACUACGCCUACUUCUGCUGAAAGUCUAAGUUUUCCUAAAACCCCUUCGCAUAAGCGAAGCUUAUCCCCGCGGCCAUUAACCCUGCGGAAAUCAAGCUUCCAAGUCGGCGACUCGGCAGUACGAUCGAUCCGUCCAGAGUCCUUAUUGAAUUCAUGGCGUUCGGAGAGCGGGCCUUACUCCUUAGCAAAGACCGACAUCUUCAUGCGGGAUGGCCCGGCAGAACCACCUGCUCUCUUUUCACCUAGAACGACUGGUUUUCUAGCGGCACCGAUGUCACAGUCAAUCUCUAGUCAACUGGAGAAUAAUGGGCUGCACGGCUUCCGGUUCGGGUCGCGGAUAGCGGAUCCUAGGUCUCCUCCCCCAGGAAACGAGCGCCUGAUCAUGAGAAAUAUUGACGAAUUCUUAUAA